Molecule: messenger RNA, 2144 nt
Organism: Drosophila persimilis
Lineage: Eukaryota; Metazoa; Arthropoda; Insecta; Diptera; Drosophilidae
Gene: Ir76b
Product: glutamate receptor 2
Exons: 5
Coding region: 126-2045 (639 amino acids)
Cellular component (GO): membrane
Molecular function (GO): ligand-gated monoatomic ion channel activity
Source: RefSeq, a predicted model, not a curated record
ACGCAACUGUAGCCGAACAGCAUGCCCAGGAAGCGCAAAAAGCUGGGAAACUAGAAAAGCAACGAACAGCACCAGGAAAUUUCCAUCACCAUCUCCAUCUCCAUCGCUUCUCGCAUCUCGCAUCGAUGGCCACAGGAAUUGAGCUCCUCGUGGCAGCAGCCCUGUGCGUUGCCUGCCCGGCUCUGAACGAAUCCCUGCCAGCGAAUUUGAUCCAGCUGAGCGGUGAUGGCAACAUGAGCAUGUCCACCGAAAUGCCCAUUGAUAUUGAUGCCUCUGAUGUCGGCCUGGACAACGAUACGCCCGUGGAGACCUUGGAUACGAUAAUCAACAAGAAGCUCAGGCUACGCGAGAUGCGUGACUGGAUCAAAGGCAAGCACCUGCGCAUCGCCACCCUCGAGGACUAUCCGCUGAGCUAUACGGAGGUACUGGAGAAUGGCACGCGCAUCGGUCACGGGGUCUCUUUUCAGAUCAUCGAUUUCCUCAAGAAGAAGUUCAACUUUACGUACGAGGUAUUCGUGCCGCAGGACAAUAUUAUCGGUUCGCCCACCGACUUUGAUCGCAGUCUCAUCGAGAUGGUCAACAACAGUCUUGUGGAUCUGGCAGCUGCCUUCAUUCCCUCCCUUUCGGACCAAAGAACCUUCGUUUCCUAUUCAACAACUACCUUGGACGAGGGCGAAUGGAUAAUGGUGAUGCAGCGGCCCAGGGAAUCGGCUAGUGGUUCUGGCCUGCUGGCACCGUUUGAGUUUUGGGUCUGGAUACUGAUUCUAGUAUCUCUGCUGGCCGUAGGACCCAUCAUCUAUGUGCUGAUCAUUCUGAGGAAUCGCCUGACGGGCGACGGAGUUCAACAUCCCUACUCGUUGGGCCAUUGCGCUUGGUUCGUAUAUGGAGCGCUAAUGAAACAGGGCAGCACCCUGUCGCCCAUUGCCGACUCGACCCGGCUGCUCUUCGCCACCUGGUGGAUAUUCAUCACGAUACUGACGUCCUUCUAUACGGCCAACCUGACGGCUUUCCUUACCCUCUCCAAGUUCACGCUGCCGUACAACACGGUCAACGAUAUCUUGGUGAAGAACAAACACUUUGUCUCGAUGCGGGGUGGUGGCGUUGAGUAUGCCAUACGAACGACUAACGAAUCGCUGUCCAUGCUGAAUCGGAUGAUACAGAACAACUAUGCGGUUUUCUCUGAUGAGACGAACGACACGUACAAUCUCCAAAAUUAUGUGGAGAGGAAUGGAUAUGUGUUUGUUCGGGAUCGUCCUGCGAUCAAUAUAAUGCUGUAUCAGGACUAUCUGUAUCGUAAGACAAUCAGCUACAGCGAUGAAAAGAUCCACUGUCCCUUUGCCAUGGCCAGGGAGCCGUUCCUCAAGAAGAAGCGGACCUUCGCCUAUCCCAUUGGCUCGAAUUUGAGCCAGCUUUUUGAUCCGGAACUACUCAAUCUGGUGGAAUCGGGUAUUGUGAAGCAUUUGUCGGCCAAGGAUUUGCCCAGCGCCGAGAUAUGUCCCCAGGACCUGGGCGGCACUGAGCGGCAGCUGAGGAAUGGCGACCUGAUGAUGACCUACUACAUAAUGCUGGCCGGAUUCGCCACAUCUCUGGCUGUUUUCAGCACUGAGCUCAUCUUCCGGUACGUGAAUAGUCGCCACGAGGCCAAUAAGUGGGCUCGUCAUGGCAUCGGACGCACUCCCAAUGGCCAGUCCAUAAAACCAUCGCGCUGGUUGCGGGGCUGGCAGCGCUUGGAUAGUGGACAAAAGCAGUUGCUGGGAACCUCCACCCUGGGCCAGAAUGUCACUCCUCCACCGCCCUAUCAGAGCAUUUUCAACGGGGGCCAUGGCAAUGCUGCUGGGGCUGCAGAUCCUCGCCAUCGCUGGAGACGUGCCAUGGGCCAGGGCAACGGGGUUCUUCUCGGCAACGAUCCAUCGACCGAUGGCGGGGUUCGACGACUGAUUAACGGCCGUGAUUACAUCGUCUUUCGCAAUCCAGACGGCCAGAAUCAGUUGGUUCCCGUUCGAUCGCCAUCGGCUGCGCUCUUUCAAUAUACCUACACCGAAUAGGAAAGGUUAUAUAUGAAUAUAUUUAAUACGAUCUUGUUAACUGCACCAUUAACUUUCGCACACAAAUUGCUAGACAUCAGAUGUUGUGCCGUUUUACAG